ACUAACCCUCGACCACUCGUCAGCAUCAGGAAACAAAACCAAAGCAAAAAAAAAAUACUAUAUAUAGCCAGUGAGCGAGCCCCAUUUGUUAUUGAACAAAGCCUAUUUCCAGUGACUAAGUCCCAAUAUUUGUUGUUGAACAAAGCCUAUUUCCAGUGACCAAGCCUCAUCUGUUGUUGAACAAAGGCUCUUUGUGUGAGCAUUUGGCAGCACCAGAAAGAGGAAAAUGGUGGCUAGUGAAGACAUAUAUGGUGGGGAGGAAGUUUCUCUUGUCCAACCAGACCCUGUGGGGUUGCAGAUUGAUCGUUUGCAAAACCAACUCACAGAAAAGGUUAAGGAACUGGCAACUUGCCAGAGUGAAAUCAAGGCCUUAAGGGCAACUGAAGCUAAAAAGGACAAGGCCAUAGAAGAGCUGAGAAAUGAAGUCGGUAAGCUGGACGAUAAACUUAGACUUACUGAGGAUCAUCUCAAACAUAAGAAGCUAGAAAUCAAGAAACUGACAGAGGAAAAGAAAGAUGCAUUGGCCGCACAAUAUGCGGCAGAAGCAACUCUUAGAAGGUUACAUGCAGAUCAAAAGGAAGAUGAUUUUGUUCCUCUUGAGAGUGUCAUUACUCCUCUUGAAGCUGAGAUUAAGAUGUAUAGGAAUGAGAUUGCAUCACUACAAGAAGAUAAGAAAGCUUUGGAACGACUCACAAAGUCAAAAGAGGCAGCAUUGCUUGAAGCAGAGAAGAUUUUAAGAAGUGCACUAGAGAGAGUUUUAAUAGUUGAGGAAGUUCAAAAUGAAAAUUUUGACUUGAAGAGACAGAUUGAAAUCUGCCAGGAAGAGAACAAAAUCUUAGAGAAAACACAUCGCCAAAAGAUUUUGGAAGUUGAAAAACUUAGCCAAACCAUCCAUGAACUUGAGGAGGUCAUCUUAUCCAGUGGAGUCAAUGCUAAUGCUGUUCGCGAUUACCAGCGACAGAUUUCUGAAUUGCAAGAGGAGAAAAGGACACUGGAGAGGGAGCUAGCAAGGGUAAAAGUUUCAGCCAACAGAGUUGCAACUGUUGUGGCGAAUGAGUGGAAGGAUGAGAAUGACAAGGUCAUGCCUGUCAAGCAAUGGCUUGAAGAGAGAAGGAUAAUGCAGGCAGAGAUGCAACGAUUGAAAGAUAAGCUAGCUAUAUCAGAGAGAACAGCAAAGGCAGAGUCACAAUUGAAGGAUAAACUCAAGAUGAGGUUAAAAACACUAGAAGAAGGCUUAAAGCAUUUCUCAAAUAACCCAGUCAGUUCAAAUUCCGGGUCUGCAAAAUCAGAAAAGUAUAAGAUCUUAAGCUUCCUAACGACCAAUGGUGGACUGAGAAACAGAUGCACAUCACAACCAAGGGGAUCUACUAAUGGAAGCUCUUUGUUCCAAAAGUCAAAUGCAAAAAGCAACACAGAGAGUGUUACUGAGAGCCUAAUACCAGGCAGCAUUAUGAAAAAGAAAUAUGGUACUGCAGAAAAUGUGUUGAAGAAAGGUAUAUGGGCAUCAAGACACAAAGUUGCUGAUAGUGAUGAAAAAGAAAAUGAGAUGCAGGUGAACGCAGGCAUGAAUUUAAAUAAAUGCAAUGAUAAAAAAGAAGCAGCAGAAAUUAAAACCAGUGUUGAUGUUGAUGACGACUCUAAAAGCAAUAGCUGUAAUGAUUUAGGCAGCAAUGAUGUGGUCUCAGGUUUUCUAUAUGAUAGGCUUCAAAAAGAGGUCAUCAAUUUGAGGAAAUCUUGUGAAAUUAAAGAGAGUAAUUUGUACACUAAAGAUGAAGAAAUAAAGAUGCUCACAAAGAAAGUUGAUGCAUUGACAAAGGCUAUGGAAAUAGAGUGGAAGAAAAUGAAAAGAGAAGCAGCUGCUAGAGAGAAGGAGGCUGCAUCAACAAAAUCAGAUGAUAACAGGAAACUCAGACGCUCAAAUUCCUCUAGAAGGAUGAUAUGAUGAAAGAACAUUGAAGAGUCUUUAUUUAGAGAAAUCUGAAGGCAAUUUAAUAAUCAAUGGCAUCUUGGGAUUUUUCUUUUCUUUGUAAAUAAAAAGCAAAAACUUAGUGAGGUAGUAUGUUGAAAUAAAGUUCCGCUGUGCUAAGGGAGUCUGGGAUCUGACUCUCUACAUACUACAUACACUAAAUUUAUUUAACUGGCAUCCUCUGUGCUCUGUGAUUGUGAGUAUUACAUACAUAUUAUCCCCAUUUGUCAAAUGUAUCUGCAGAGAGAUGAAAUAUAUAUGAUGCACAUUUGGAAAAUAUUUGAA
Messenger RNA from Glycine soja, 2251 nucleotides. RefSeq names its product microtubule-associated protein 70-5-like. NCBI's taxonomy places the organism in Eukaryota, Viridiplantae, Streptophyta, Magnoliopsida, Fabales, Fabaceae. Gene Ontology annotation, biological process: cytoskeleton organization. The coding region runs from base 227 to 1942 and encodes 571 amino acids. Gene Ontology annotation, molecular function: microtubule binding. The transcript has 11 exons. The record is from RefSeq and is a predicted model, not a curated record.